CAAGCUGAAGAGUCGCAUUUUGCGUCGCGGCAAGCAUCGUCAUGUCGCCUGCUUCGGAGAGCACGGAGUUCGAGUCUUGCGCGUCUUGCGCCAGCGUGGCGGAGACAAUGGCCGAGACGGUGGCUGAAACGGUGGAGACGGCGGAUACCAUCACCGCCAUCACGCCACAGGAGUCUUUCGACGAGGCGUAUGAAGAGCUGGAACAGCUCGGACGAGGUGAGUUUGGUAUCGUGCGGCGUGCCUUUCACCGCAAGACUGGGAGACAGGUGGCUGUCAAACAUAUGCCAAAGACGACAAAGAGCAGAGAAGAAUUGGCCAAUUUAUCUCAACUCACUGGCCAUGAAAACGUUGCGAAGUUGUUGAACCACUAUGAGACGGAAAAGGAGCUCCUGUUGGUUUUGGAGCUCUGUGACGAAGGUUCCUUGAGCGACUUCCUGGUGAAGCAUCUCAAGGGUCGGCGUCUUGGUGACGAAGAAUGUGCUCUGCUGAUGAAGCAACUUCUUUCAGCUGUGAAGCACUGCCAUGACUCCGGUUUGGUUCACAACGACCUCAAGUUCGACAACAUCAUGUUGGCAUCGAGUGCUGCUCUUCCGAAGCUUAAAUUGAUCGACUUUGGCAAUGCCCAGUCCUCCACCAAAAAAGCACCAGUAGAUGACAUGUGGUUCGUGGGCAUCAUCUUCUACCAGCUGACCACUGGUCAACCAUUUUUUCAGAUGGAUAGCGACGAGUUGGAAUCGAUGGAUGAGCAGGGAGUUUUUGUCGACCCUGGAUCGAUGCAGUGUGAUGCUUUCUAUGUCCAGCUUCGCCUUUCCAUCGCGAAGCGAUUUGGCAACAGCAUCACCCUAGACCUUCUGUCCAAGAUGCUGCAGACCAACCGAAACGUUCGUAUUACGGCAACUGAUGCCUUGGACCACCCAUUCCUUUUGCGCCUUCAGGAGCGCUUCGAGAAAGGCGACGAGCGCAAAGGAAGUUUGGAAAGUCUCGGAAACGUGUCCACCGCACCAACUUUGGCCAACUGAGCCAAGGUGUGACAUGUUGUGCUCUGAAUCUUUUGACUUAGCAGGUUUGCCUUCUGCCAGGAACCCGUGGACAGUGGAAAGAUGUG
Molecule: messenger RNA, 1105 nt
Organism: Cladocopium goreaui
Lineage: Eukaryota; Dinophyceae; Suessiales; Symbiodiniaceae
Source: the annotation of a GenBank genome assembly